Molecule: messenger RNA, 5014 nt
Organism: Anarrhichthys ocellatus (wolf-eel)
Lineage: Eukaryota; Metazoa; Chordata; Actinopteri; Perciformes; Anarhichadidae
Product: nuclear factor of activated T-cells, cytoplasmic 1-like
Exons: 10
Coding region: 375-3119 (914 amino acids)
Biological process (GO): regulation of transcription by RNA polymerase II; cytokine production; calcineurin-NFAT signaling cascade
Cellular component (GO): transcription regulator complex
Molecular function (GO): transcription factor binding; DNA-binding transcription factor activity, RNA polymerase II-specific; RNA polymerase II cis-regulatory region sequence-specific DNA binding
Source: RefSeq, a predicted model, not a curated record
UGGGCGGCGCACUGACUGGAGGACGGAGGGUGUUUUCCAGCUUUAAAAGCACCGGAGCCGGCCCCUCUGACAAACCGCGCUGCGUCAUCGACCCGGGGAGACUCUUGCAAGAGCUUCAUCGGAGCUGUAAGACAGUCAAACUCACCUCUGCUCACCUCGGCCCCUACCUGCGCCGCUCUCCACACCCGACGGUGCCAGAUCUCUCCACCGCGCCGUGGCUCCAAGUUGAACGCCUCGCUCCGCUCCGACUUCGCGGCGAACGAUGCAUUCAUUUGACGGCGUGUGAAGUGAUUCAGCUCCUCGCGAACAGUGUUCGUCUCUCGUUUGCUGGUCGGCGGUCUCUUAACCGGAGAAAGUUCCACAUCGCUUGUUGAAUGCAGGAUACCUUCUGCCUGUGCGUCGAUUCCAAGUUCAGUUUUGGAGCAACAGCCGGUAAGGUGCGGGGACUCCAGCUUCUCACCUCUCUCGCCGCCGAUAUGAAGUCUGCAGAAGAAGAUGCAUAUAGCUACACACCAAAUGUUAGCUUGUCCCUUCCACUGGGAAUGGGCAACCCUUGUCUGGCCACCCAGUACCACACUUUACAGUCCAGCCCAGUCAUCUCAGUUUCCACCUGCCACCAGACAGGCUACAGCCUCCAAAAUGAUAACCACGCAGCAUCAGGUUAUUACCUGCCCCAGGGCCUGAGACCCAAUGGGGCCCCGGCUUUGGAAAGCCCCCGUAUUGAGAUCACUGCCUACAGCCAGUAUCCAGAGGAUGAGGUAGAAGAGAGCAACAGUGAGGACCACAUCAUCAAGCGAGGCGUCAACUCCAUCGUGACGCUGACGCUGCCCAAUGGUGAUGGCUACCGCGACCCCAGCUGCCUCAGCCCAGCAAGUAGCCUUUCCUCUCGUAGCUGUAACUCAGAGGCGUCCUCUUACGAGUCAGGCUUUUACAACUACGACAACUCCCCACAGAACUCUCCCUGGCAGUCCCCCUGCGUUUCUCCCAAAGGCUCAUCUUCGCUCAUGUCUUGCCCACAUGCCAGCGGUCCUGUAGCUUCCCCUCACCAUUCACCCUCCACCUCCCCUCAGAUAGGAGCCGUGGCCGAGGAGGGCUGGCCGGCACAACCCCGUGGCUCCAGGCCUAACUCCCCCUCGUGCAGUGGAGGCGGCGGAGUCAACAACGGCGGCAUGGGGAAGAGGAAGUACAGCUUCAACGGCACCACCUACCGUCAGACAUCCUGCUCACCCAACCAGUCGCCCACCACUCCAUCCCCACACGGCUCCCCCAGGGUCUGUGUCACAGAUGAGAACUGGCAGGCCAACACCAACCAGUACACCAAUUCUGCCAUCGUGGCCGCCAUCAACGCUCUGACCACAGAUGGAGUAGUAGACUUGGGGGAAGGGAUCCCAAUCAAGACACGGAAGACCAUGCUGGACCACUCCAUGAGCCUGAAGUUGGAUCCCGACGGGGAGCUCUGCCAUGAGGAUUACCCCUCCCGUCUGGCCCUCAAGAAGGAGAGCUACUGUGGAGGGUUCCUGGAUGUGCCCCAGCAUCCGUACUCCUGGUCUAAACCCAAGCCUUACCUCAGUCCAUCUCUGCCAGCUCUUGACUGGCAGCUUCCGUCCUGCUCCGGCCCGUACAACCUACAGGUCGAGGUGCAGCCGAAGUCCCACCACAGGGCCCACUAUGAGACCGAAGGCAGCCGAGGGGCGGUGAAGGCGCUGUGUGGUAGCCACCCUGUCGUACAGCUUUAUGGCUACAUGGAAAGUGAGCCGCUCACCCUGCAGCUGUUCAUCGGGACCGCAGACGACCGCCUCCUGCGACCACAUGCCUUCUACCAGGUUCACCGCAUCACUGGCAAAACCGUCUCCACCGCCAGCCAUGAAGUCAUGCAAUCCAACACCAAAGUUCUGGAGAUCCCUCUGCUGCCUGAAAACAACAUGAGAGCCAUAAUUGAUUGUGCAGGGAUCCUGAAGCUGCGCAAUUCGGACAUCGAGCUUCGCAAAGGAGAGACGGACAUCGGACGUAAGAACACACGCGUGAGACUGGUGUUCCGUGUGCACAUCAACCAGCCCAACGGCAGGACGCUGUCCCUGCAGGCUUCUUCCAACCCCAUCGAAUGCUCCCAGCGCUCAGCUCAGGAGCUUCCACUGGUGGAGAAGCAGACUGUGGAUAGUUACCCUGCCACCGGAGGCAAAAUGAUGCUCCUGAGUGGCCUCAACUUCCUCCCUGACUCCAAGGUGGUGUUCGUGGAGAAGGCCCAGGAUGGGCAUCAUCUGUGGGAGACAGAAGCCAAAGUUGACAAGGACUCCGUCAAAAAUAGUACUCUUGUUGUGGAGAUCCCGCCGUACAGGAACCAGAGAAUAUCCAGCCCGGUGCAGGUUAACUUCUACGUCUGCAACGGCAAAAGGAAGAGGAGCCAGUACCAGCGCUUCACCUACCUGCCUCCUAACGUGCCGAUAAUAAAGACAGAACCCAAUGAUGAAUAUGAUUCUCUGGGGAUUGCGAGACUGCCCAUGCAUUCAAAGCCCUAUUACAGCCGGCCCAGGCUCACUCCCGUCAUGCCUGUAGCCGACCAUGAUGCCUGCCUGGUUGGUGGCUACCCUCCCUGCCCGCCUCGCCAUGCUGCCAUGCCAUCGUCGUCCCCCAGCUCCAGCCCCACCCUGCAUGACCUGUCCCCUGUGGCAUACAGCCCCACCCAUGCGGCACCGCCAGGCCAUGGGGUGCCCCCCAUCCAGGAGACCCCUGUCCACCCUAACCUCGCCCACCCAGCGUCGCCAGACCACAACUCUCCCCUAGGGAUGCUUCAUUCCCAAGGCAGCCCCAUCCACCUCAACAGCCCAGGGCCCCAUGGUUACCAUGCUAUCUAUGCCAACAGCAGUCCCUCAUCCUCCCCGGCAUCCCACCCCUCCACUCCUGGGGGGACUGCGGAAAGCCCGUUCGUUCAGGCCUACAGCCCCGGGCAGGCCCAGGCCGGAGGGAGCUCACCCAGCCUGUUACCCGAAGAUGCCAGCCCCCCUUCGAUGGCCAUCACCGUCAAACGGGAGCCCCAGGAACUGGACCAGAUGUACCUAGAUGAUGUUAACGAGAUCAUCAGGAACGACCUCUCCAGCAUUUCCGUGCACACUCAUGCAUAGACGUCCAGAAGUCUUCUGCAGCAGCACACACACACACACACACACACACACACACACAUGCACUCAAACAGCAGCGGCAUCGACAGAGGACAAAAAGAAAACUAGAGAUCCAGAUGAUGAAGAGUACAUUUUUGACCAGGAUCUCCCACCUGACCAUCAUCCCCAUCAGCUCGAAGGCUCGCUGCAGCUUCACAAUGACAAUCGCUGGCAGGCUCUAUAUGAACAAACAGAUGAAUGUUAUAUUUACAUAAAGGGAAGUGAAAUCAGGGGCAACGUAUACGACGACACUUGCCUUAAUUCACAGCAGAGGUUGUUUAGCGGACCAAACAGCUCAAUGAGACUGAAAUACUUCUAUCGUUGACAAAUGACAAUCUUCAUUUCCAGUGUGAUCUAUAUGUUAAUGCAUGGACAGGCCAAUGGGACGAUAGGUGUCAUGCUUUCAUCACUUUGGUUCAUUUGUUUGUGCAGUCAGUCCACAACAACCGAAUUGGUGCCUUACAGCAGUGAUAUUGACAGCAGACGACGGCGGCAGUGACACACAAAUGCAAAUGGUUCAUUGUAACCCAAAGUUGGAAGUUUUUAUAUGACUUUUUUGUAUCAUUUCAAUGAUUUGUUUACAGGGAAACAGAAUAAUAACGGAAAAUAUGUAGGGAAUCUGUGAAUAUAUUAGAAAUGUAUUUUUUUUUUCUCGCUUCCUCAUUAUCUCAUUGUUCAUUUAUACUGAAUGUUAUUGUAUGAUAUGCUUUUGUAUAAACAUGUAUUUGAAAAUGUACUCAUGUAUGCCUUAUGCUUAUAUCAUGCAGUUUGCUAUUUAGUUUUCAACUUCUCUCUCUGAUAUGACUUGUACCAUUUCUACUACCCUGCAUUAUGCUUUUCACCUUAGUGCCUUUUUUUUGUUUUUUUUAAUCCACCUGCCCCGGUCUUCCAGCCCUCCCACCCACACCAUGACAAAAUGAUGCACAGACAAUCAGAGACAAAUAUAGCACAUAUCCUAUGACAGCAGUCCCUGGUUGCACAGGCUUAUUGAGAGAUUUCUUCUCCCCCAGCUAUAAGAAAGUUGAACAACGGUAUGCUUACCUGCUGAAUUUAGAUGAGAAUACUCCGGGAACAAUAUCGAUAUUUGUCUGUUACUUCUUCUGCACUGCAAGUUUGCAUGUAAAUAGGCACAGGGAUGACCUGCGCGUGCGGCAGGCUCAGUUUUACUCGUCAUUCGGCCGAUUCCACUGAGGAGUUGGCAGGACUGUUACUUACAGCUGGCAAUAAUUGAUGUGCUUUUAACCAAAGGAUUUUAUCUUUGGUGAAAUUAUUGACCGAAGUUUCCUUUUUCUGUCAGAGACUUUAGCGUAGAGCGGUUCCCCGUACAAAAAAAAAAACAAAAACAUUAUGCACUUUACCGUAGAAACAGAGCAGGUUUCCUUGCUUCCAGACCAAAUAUUGUAGAUUGAUAUUCCACUGUCGUGUCAUAAACGUGUCUUCGUCAACUCUUCUUUCACACAGCUGCAGUCGUUUCCAUGUUAUCUGUCUUUUUGGAGCAUGCACAGAGUACUAACAUUGGGGAUCAUUUAGCUGACAGUAGCUCACAAUAUAGCUUCCUAAUACAUUUCCGGACAUAUCGUAUAAUAGCAUGACUAAACUGUAUGAAUAAGGUUUCUAUUUUGUGCCUUACUCUCUUUCUUGGCUACAAGAUAGUUGCGACUCUAUAAUGCUUUUCUCUGUUGGCACAAGGUGAAACAUAUUUCUCUUUAAUAUGAAAUAUUUAUGAAAAAUUAAAUGUGUUUUAAGUGCAUUCAAUGUGUUCUCAACAAUGACUUAAUAAAUGGCAUAAUGGUGACCAUACAUAACCUAAGUUCUCGAUCACUUUGAUGUUGUAUUUACAUGAGCAAGUGCAUCAAUGA